AUGGAUUGUACGGAUUUAACGAAUGACUGCGGCGGAAAGGGGAAAGCCAGUCCAUAGCUCCAGCGUCCCGGUGGAUGCUGCGUUCCGGACCGGGGCAUGUGAACCGCACCGGGAUGGUUCUGUACCGCUAAAACACCCGGUUCACCGUCCGUCACGGAGCCAGAGCAGACCCAGCCAUGGCCUCGGACAGCUGCCUGUUGGUGUGGUCCGAUCAGUGUGUCAUCGUGUGUCCCCUGUCGCUCUCUCUCUCUCUGCCAGUCACCCCCGAGGCCCUGGGCUUCCUGACGGCCGUGGCCGUCUUCGUGGUGGCGCUGGGCGUGCUCUUCCUCUUCAUCACCAAGAAGCUCUGCUUCUCCCGGGUGGGGGGGCUGCCCUGCCUGGAGCAGACCGGCCCGGGGCGGAAGACCCGGCGGCACGGGGGGCUUCGUCAGGGUCUCGUCAACAGCUAUGGGCAUGAGGAGGACUUCUAUGAGGAGGAGGGCAGCAGCGCUUCCGACGGGGAGGAGGAGGUGCUGAAGCAGUUUGAGAUCUCCGUCUCGCGCUCCCAUAGUUUCCGCGGCGGGGGCGCCUCCCACCGCGCGGCCGCCCGGGCCCUCUCCCAGCCCGCGGGGGGGGGGCGGGGGCGGGGCCGCCGGGGGUCCGGACACCUCCUCUCCGACCAGGACGAGGUCAGCAGCGGAGCCUCAGAGUGUGGAGACAUGGAGGACCGGAGCUCCCCAGGGUUCCAGGACCCCCCCGUGUCCCUCCAGGUCCUAGAGAGCCGUGAGAGACCCCAGUCCAGCCGCCCAGAGACCCCCAGGAGCCAGACCCCCCGGAGCCAGACCGGGACCUCCCGAAACCAGACCGGGACCCCCAGGAGCCAGACCCCCCGGAGCCAGACCCCCCGGAGCCAGACCCCCCGGAGCCAGACCGGGACCCCCAGCAGCCAGACCCCCCGGAGCCAGACCCCCCGGAGCCAGACCGGGACCCCCAGGAGCCAGACCCCCCGGAGCCAGACCGGGACCCCCAGGAGCCAGACCGGGACCCUGAAGGAGCCCUCGCUGCAGGGGGCCCGGGGCUCCCUGCGCCCUGGGGCCACCCCCACCCCCACCCCCACCCCUAGCCUCCUGGGCCCAGGGUCCCCGGGAGGGGAGGAGCAGGCGGAGGUGCAGGCGGAGGAGGAGAAUGCGGGCUUGGACAACAACGACGCCACCGACAGCUCAUCCACCUGGAGCCCUGAGGGCGAGCCUCCUCCUCUGGGCGACGCCGCGCCCGACGAGCCCGCCGUCUCCCCGGCCCCCCGGGGCCCCCCCGUCACCACCUGCGGCCACCUGCUGCUGUCCCUGGAGUACCACCCCGAGGCGGAGCGGCUCCAGGUGCGGGUGAUCGCCGCGCGGGACAUCCCGGACAAGGCGCGCAGCGGCAUGGACUGCCACCAGGUGCACGUGGUGCUGCUGCCCGCCAAGCGCCAGCGCCGCAAGACCUCGGCCCAGAAGGGCCCGCAGCCGCGCUUCGACGACGCCUUCCGCUUCGCGCGGCUGGACCCGUCGGACCUGCUGCUGUCGGGCCUGCGCUUCCGGCUGUACGCGCUGGGCGGCCGCAUGGCGCGCGAGAGGCUGGUGGGCGAGAGCAUCCUGCGGCUGGGCGGGCUCAACCCCGACGGGGGCACCAUGGAGACCAGCCUGGUGCUGGAGCCCCGGAGCAACCUGAAGUCUCUGGACUCCCAGCUCAGCCUGGCAGUAGCCCCCCCGGGGGAGGGGGUGUCGUCGGGCCAGUCCUUGGCCCACGGGGGGGUCCCGGAGCUGCUGCUGGGCCUGUCCUACAAGGCCACCACCGGGCGCAUGUCGGUGGAGGUCCUGAAGGGGAGCCACUUCCGCAACAUGGCUGUGACCAGACCACCAGAUACCUACUGCAGGCUGGUCCUGCUGAACUCGGUGGGCCAGGAGAUCUCCCGCUGCAAGACGUCGGUGCGUCGCGGCCAGCCCAACCCCGUCUUCAAGGAGACCUUCGUCUUCCAGGUGGCGCUGUUCCAGCUGUCGGACGUGACCCUGAUGGUGUCCAUCUACAGCCGGCGCAGCAUGAAGAGGAAGGAGAUGGUGGGCUGGGUGUCCCUGGGCCAGAACAGCAGCGGGGAGGAGGAGCUUCUGCACUGGGAGGACAUGAAGGACGGCCAGGGCCAGUGGGUCAGCCGCUGGCACAUGCUGCUGGACGCCUAGACACGCCCCCUCUGGCCGGAGGACACGCCCCCACCCCCC
Molecule: messenger RNA, 2234 nt
Organism: Gadus chalcogrammus (walleye pollock)
Lineage: Eukaryota; Metazoa; Chordata; Actinopteri; Gadiformes; Gadidae
Gene: syt16
Product: synaptotagmin XVI
Exons: 8
Coding region: 177-2195 (672 amino acids)
Source: RefSeq, a predicted model, not a curated record